This is a messenger RNA of Adineta ricciae, 1242 nucleotides long. Lineage: Eukaryota; Metazoa; Rotifera; Eurotatoria; Adinetida; Adinetidae. The record is from the annotation of a GenBank genome assembly.
AUGAGUCAAUGCACGAAAGCCAACAUAUGUCGUGCUCAGAUGAUAUCACAAAUUUCACUAAAAUUUUCCCAGCUCCCGCUAUAUCUGUAUCUAAUUGUUAUCAAUUUCGUGAGUCUUCUCGUUCAAUUUGCAGGUUGUCAGGCGAUUCAGGCUAGUUGCACAGCACUUUCUGACUGUUGUGGAAGUGCUGCUGGAUCGAUAACAUGCCAAUCUAGUCAAUGCUGUGCACCACUAACUAAAUCUUGUACAACACUUUCUGACUGUUGUGGAAGUGCUGCUGGAUCGAUAACAUGCCAAUCUAGUCAAUGCUGUGCACCACUAACUAAAUCUUGCACAACACCUUCUGACUGUUGUGGAAGUGCUGCUGAAUCAACCUGUCAAAGUGGCACUUGUUGCAUACAAAACGGUAGUCCAUGUACAAGUUCUUCAGAAUGUUGUAGCGGAGAUUGCGGCCCUGGAAGUUGUGUUUCGUGUUUCCAUGGUGAUGAAUAUGUCUUAAUGGCCGAUGGGAGAGAAAAACAAAUAAAGCACGUGCGAAUGGGUGAUCGAGUGAAGACAAUUGAUGGUGACAGUCAGUCAAAAUUUUAUAAAUUAGGCGAAGAUGAAGUGCUUGUGCGUCUUCACCAUGAACCAAAUAUGGCAGCUAACUUUUUGAUAAUUAUAACCGAGUCUGGACAUCGACUAACAUUGAGUCCUGAUCAUUUUGUUCGUAUAUUCAAUGGCAGUAAGAGCAAUAAUGAACCCUACAUCACAGCGGGUCAGCUCACCAAUGGUCAGCUUCUUGCAGUAGUUGUGAGCUUUCCAGGUCAUCAGAACUAUUCGAUGAUCUACUCGUCCAUCGUUUCAAUCACGCAAACCAAACUGGUUGGCGUUUACAAUGUCUUAACGUACAGUGGUGUCAUUAUUGUCAGUCGAGUGGUCGCUUCAUGUUUUACUGAUCGUCGUGGAACACAUGAGAAUGCGCAGAGACGUUACUUCAUUGUUCGUCUCAUUAAGCAUGUAGCAUCAAUAUUUCACUACAACAUUUAUACAGAUGAGUUUUACGGAGAACAUUAUGUGGUUACAAGUCGUCUAAUUGAUUUCAUACACAUAAUUAUAACUGCCAUUCUUCAUUGUACCUCGGUUAUUUACAAUACCGGUGUUCCAUUAAUGAUCGCCAUUGUAUUGGUUUGGCUGGCAAAUCAAAGAAUGUACCAAUUUAAUUUUGGAUUCCUUCGUCGGUGGCGGAAAUCCCGUGGUUGA